This is a messenger RNA of Megalobrama amblycephala (Wuchang bream), 3819 nucleotides long. RefSeq names its product LSM14A mRNA processing body assembly factor a (gene lsm14aa). NCBI's taxonomy places the organism in Eukaryota, Metazoa, Chordata, Actinopteri, Cypriniformes, Xenocyprididae. Gene Ontology annotation, cellular component: P-body. Gene Ontology annotation, molecular function: mRNA binding. The record is from RefSeq and is a predicted model, not a curated record. Gene Ontology annotation, biological process: P-body assembly; cytoplasmic stress granule assembly. The transcript has 12 exons. Bases 149 to 1630 code for a protein of 493 amino acids.
UCAACGUCAUUUCCGCUUGAUGGCCUGAAAAUGCAGGCGGCCAUAUUAUAUUAGAAAACACAUUCACGCAGUAGCUUAUUUACUCUGUUGAAGUGCAGAUCAAUUUUAAACAAAACUCUUUAGUUCAAGUUGAGGUGAUCGCGUGAGGAUGAGCGGCGGCACGCCGUAUAUCGGCAGUAAGAUCAGUUUGAUCAGUAAGGCGGAGAUUCGUUAUGAAGGCAUUCUCUACACCAUCGACACCGAGAACUCCACCGUCGCGCUCGCCAAAGUGCGCUCCUUCGGUACGGAGGACCGACCCACGGACCGUCCCAUCGCACCCAGAGAUGAGACAUUUGAGUACAUUAUAUUCAGAGGAAGUGACAUCAAGGACCUGACGGUGUGUGAACCUCCUAAACCAACAUGCUCUCUGCCUCAGGACCCCGCCAUUGUUCAGUCCUCUAUGGGAUCUUCUACUGCCCCACCAUCAUCUUUCCAGUCGGGGAACUCCUAUGGACUGUUCAACCGUCCACAAGUCACAGCUUACACCCCCUUCAACCCUGCCCCGCUGGUCUCACCUCAGUUUGGGACUGUUGGAGUCGGAAGUACUUUGGGAUUUUUUGGUAGUGACACUGGCAUGACUGCAGCACUGUCUCAGAGCAGUGCUAUUGCCUCUGCUUUCACCAGAGACACUCUGUGUGCAUUCACAGAAGAGGCAGUUUUAAGGCACCUGCAUGUAGAGGAAAAAUUAAGAGGUCACACCAGUCCGGCUCUUGACCCUCUCCGAAAAAGCCCCCCAGUGGAGCCUACUGCCCCAUCAGCACCUGCAGUCACCACCACUGCUCCCACGACAUUGGGCCGCAAGAGCCCUGUGUCAACUCGUGCAGCCUCCACCAAUACGCAGAUGCCUGUGGACCUCACAGAACAGAUGAGGGGUACUGAUGUCCCGAAACCAAGCGUACCAGAGUCCAGUCAGUCCAAAGGAGGAAACAGGGAUGCUACUAAACAGCUCGCAGCUAGUGGGAAUCCUGCUGCUCGCCGCGGUCGCGCUGGAGGUCAUCGAGGUAGAGGUCGAUUCCCUGUACGGAGAGAAGGACCUAUGAAGUUUGAUAAAGACUUUGACUUUGAGAGUGCCAAUGCUCAGUUCAACAAAGAAGAGAUUGACAAAGAGUUUCAGAGCAAACUCAAACUGAAAGAUGAGAAGCCCGAUAAAGCUUUGAAUGGCGAGGAUAAGGGUGAUUCAGGGGUCGACACUCAGAACAGUGAAGGAAACGCUGAGGAGGAAGAUCAUCUCGGACCAAAGUGCUACUAUGAUAAAUCCAAGUCCUUUUUUGACAACAUCUCCUGUGAUGAUACAAGGAAGGCGGCCGAGAGGUCUGGAGGAUCAGGUUUCCCCCGAGAGAGGAGGAAUACCUGGGCAGAAGAGCGGCGGAUGAAUGCAGAGACGUUUGGCAUCCCGUUAAGACGGGGUCGCGGAGGCUUCAGAGGUCGUGGCGGCAUGGGCUUCAGAGGGGGCCGGGGCCGUGGAUUCAGUCGGGGGUCGUUUGGAUCAUACCCUGGAGGAAGUGGGUUUAGAGGAGGAUUCAGAGGAAGUCAAGGAGGAAGAGAGUUCUCAGAUUUUGAAUACCGGAAGGAUAACAAAAUCGCUGCAUAGUGAACACAGGAAAUGGAUUCAGAAGACCUGACUUGUGUGGGAACUGCGUUUCAGGUCACAACGUGGAGAUAAAUGUACGUGUUGUAAAUCUGUCACCAGCACUGGGGUUCGACUGCUUGAAACCUGGAUAUUAAAGAAGCAUCUACUCUAUUUCUUCCUGAGGAGUGGAACACAUGCAAUCUUUCGAAUUGUUAAUUUGAGAAUAAUAUUUCAAGAUGGAUUCAAAUAUAUUAUGGUUUCUGAGGGACUUUUUUGUUGUUGACCUUCCAUGCUCAACCUGAAUUUGAUAUACUGCUGCUUACAGCUAACGGAUUAUCUAUAACGACACAUUGUGAUGAUUUUGAUCACUGAAUGAGCUUUAUUUUUGACUUGAUUUGCUAUAAAGUAUCUUACAGUGUAUUUGGCAUCAGAAUAGACCGCCUGGAAGUGAUAUUACCAUAUUUUUCUAAUGUAAUUUCAUUCUUCAACCCCCAAAAUCACUAUUCCUGUAGUAAGUAGGGAUUUUUAAAAAAAAAAAUAUAUAUAUAUAGAAACGUGGUACAUCUGACUUGGAUUUAUUUGGAUGUGUUCAUCCCUUGUAAGAGGUCUAUAGUUUAAAGUGAGCUUCCUCGAGCUUUGAGGCGAGUGUCAGUAUUGAUCGUUCACUAAAGGACAUUUUAGAUAAAAUGGAAAAAAAAAAGAAAAAAAAACACGGAAAUGCUGCGUUUGAGGGAAAUUACUUUUCGAAUAUGUAAUGGCACAAUUUCAACUAAAAUGACACGAUAUGGUCAACCAAUGCAAAGUGACUCAGCGAUAUGUUUAUAUAUUAUAUGGAUUUAUAUUUGAUGAGGUACACUUUGCAGCAUGUAGCACUUUGUAGCAGAUGUUCACUGAUGAGUGAAUGUCCAUCUUUACUUAGACAACAAUGCUACUCUGUGAAUCUACGAAAAUCUGUACUGCAGUUACUUUGACGACGUGUUUUGUCACUUUUGAGCUUUCGCCACUAACAGUUCUAUGGCUGUCGUUCAACAUCGAGGUCGUAUAUUCGUCACGUCGUAAAACUGACAUAUCUACACUGAGCCUAGAGCUCGCUGGGAAGUGAGUCGUUACGAUUCUUUUAGAUAUUUGAGAAGUUAAUUAAUUAGCGCUACUUCCUAGUGGGUCGUUUCUUCUGCUUUCUAUCUUUAAUGUGACCGGAAGCUGGAUAUGUUGUGUAGAAUUAUUAUGCAGGCGCCGUUUAGCUUUUCCCAUCUCUGCUGUGUUUAAUAAUCACUGACUGCACUAGCAUGAUGUCAUAGUGACACGUAACCUCAUGCAGCUUUACCUGACGUGCACAUCGUGAUGUCAUAUCCACACCUGUAGAUCACUCAAGAUGUCACUAUGUCGAGUUUUGUAAUCAACUUUAUUUUUGGUCUCGGACAUCUUUUCCUCGCAGUGAAUUGCUCAUGUUAGAUUGAUUUGUGUCACUAAAGUUGAAGGUUUGAUCUUUUAACGGGGCAGUUUUGAUUAUCCGUUCACUUCAGAUCUGGUUGUGUAGCGUAUGGUCAUGACAUCACUGCAAAAAUGUUUCGUCUUGUUAAAUGUUUGUUGAAACUGUUGGGAUAUUUGGGCAAGUUGAUGAUGAAAUAAACUUUGUUUUCAGAUUAUAUAUUAAAGUCUGUAAGACCCAAAACACUUUGAGUUUUGGUGUUUGUAUGAAAUAUCCUCUUGCACUUUUCAAGCUCUUAAAUUGAGAGAACAGACGCUUUGUUCCAGAAAUACACAUUUGAAUUUGACUAGAGUGAAUCAUCUGAAGCACAUGCAGUAAUGGAGCUGUGUGGAAUUAAUUGGUCAAUAUGAACAAUAUAUAGUAAAAUUAGGACCGUUACAGUAAAAGGAUCCAGCUUGUAUUAUUAGUUAGUUCGUUUAAUGCCCAUUUUAGAGACCAUGUAUUGCAGUUUUACAUUUGUGUAAAUUCCAGUUGUACAUUUUGUUCAAUGUUGGAACAGUAAUAUUCUCGUGUAAACAGGAAGUUGCUGCAUGCAGGUCUUGUCACAAACCACCAAUAUAGGCAGUGCUUGUGAGGCAAAUACUGUUCUGGAAAUGUCUUGUGAUAAACACACAAUCCUUCCUUCAGGGUGACACUUUCAUUUUGAACCUCAGCAUGGCAUCUGUUCAUAACUACAUGUAAAGAGGUUUUUACUAGAUGCAAGAAUAAAAUGUUUACUAUC